Messenger RNA from Naegleria gruberi, 5382 nucleotides. RefSeq lists its product as uncharacterized. Lineage: Eukaryota; Heterolobosea; Eutetramitea; Acrasida; Naegleriidae. The record is from RefSeq and is a predicted model, not a curated record. The transcript is spliced from 2 exons. Bases 1 to 5382 code for a protein of 1793 amino acids.
AUGGUCAUUUUGAUGGGUCAACAGGAAUAUCAUUCUUGUAGUGCUGUUGUGAAUCCAACAUGUUUUGGUUUUACCAAUAGUUCAGGUUUUGAAUGUGUUCAUCAAUUGGGAUCAUGUAUUAGUGAUAAUACUUGUUUCUUUUCUCCAACAACUUCAAUCAUUGGAAUGGGUAGUAAUACCUAUUCACAACUUGGUAUUACUGCUUCAAAUUUUACUGAUUAUCCAAUUAGAGUCAACUCUACGUACAAUAGAAUUUUCUAUAUCAGUAAAAUGACAAUGACUAAUAGUUUAGUAACAGACUACAAUGGAGAUGUGUUAAUGUCUUCAACUCAAGAUCAAAAAUUCAUUCAAGCCUCCACUGCACUUCCUGCUUUGACAACUAUGAAUAUUGGUGGUGAUUUUCCAAUUGCAAUUUUAGGAGAUGAUACCACUACUGCUUUAAUCACAACCACUAACAAGAUUUAUGUUUAUGGCGAUCAGACAAAUAAUAAUUUGGGUAGAGAAACUCUUGCUGAUGAGGUUGUUUCCUCUCCUACUGCUUUGGGUUAUCAGAAUGUUGUUGAUGCUUCUAUUUCAAAAUUGGGUGGAUGUGCAAUUCAUAGCAAUAAUGGUGUUGACUUUAAUAUUACUAUUUGGGGACCAGCUGCUAAAACCAUGUCCAAUGGAGUUGGUUAUUUAGCAUUGACUAAUCAAGCCAUUAAUAAUGAUAAUUCUCGACCAUUUGUAAAAUGUGAAAUUAUUUCUGCUAAGAAUUCAAGUGGUUAUGAUGUUCCAGCAGUUUUUGUUAUGGAUGAUUUGGGUAAUUUGUACUCUGGUGGAGCCAGAAGUAAUUUGGAAGGUUGUAAUCCAACCAUCAAAAAUGCAUGUGACUUUGGUGAAUGUUUUGCUGCUCAAAAGAUUUUAUCAAGUGUAGAUUCAUUCAAGUGUUCAGCCACUCAUUGUGUUGCUGCAAUUAAUGGUACAGAUAUUUAUGUUUGGGGAAAUAACACAAAUGGUCAACUCGGUAAUUCUGCCUAUCUCCAAACACCAACAAGGAUUCAAGUGUUUACUCCAGAAACUAUAAUUCAAGUAACUGCUACUAAGAAAAAUAUUUAUGCAUUAACUGAAUCUGGUUUUAUUUAUGGUAUUGGUAGUAAUGAAAAAGGUCAAUUGGGUCGUUCUCCAUCUACUUUCCUCUCUAGAACCUAUUUCACUAAAAUUGUAAUUCCAGAUCAAAGAAGAAAGAUUUGGCAUAUGGCUGAUGGUCCAAACAGUGAACAUUUGUUGGCCUUUACUGGCUUCAAAUGUGCAUCUCAAUACUCAGGUGGUGAUUGUUCCACUCCUCUUUUCAACUGUGCAGGUUAUGCUCCAAGCGAUUCUGCUGUUUGUGGAGGUAAUGGUAUUUGUGCUGAUACUGAUUAUUGUAUCUGUUCUUCUGGAUUUAUUGGUCAAUUCUGUAACACUACAGUUUCAUCAGCUUGUUAUGGAAAGCCAACAAAUUUGGCUUGUAGUAACAGAGGUUCUUGUAUUGGUGUUGAUAAUUGUCAGUGUGCCUCACCAUUCACUGGCAACCAAUGUGAAUUGUUCCAAAAUGAUUUUAAUUUUGUUGCAAAUUUCUCACAAUUACCAAACUCAAAGAUUUAUGAUAACUUUAAUAUUUCUAAUCUUGUUAUCACCCCUACACUUGGUAUUUCCAACCCAGCUUAUAAUACUAUUUGGGCCUAUACUCAAUAUACCUCAAAGCUUUAUUUGACAGGUCCAUCUUCAUACAGUUGGCAAGGUAGUCAAUUAUCAUUCGAUAAGAAUUUUGUUACCAAUUUGAAACCAGGUUAUUAUGUUCUCAAAUCAGAAAGUAUUGCCAAUGUUACCAAUCAAAUAAUUGUUGUUAACAAUACUUUUACAUUUGAAAAGGUUUCUACAUCUUUAACAAAUCCACUUACAUUAGAUCAAACAGGUGUAAUCUAUGUAUCACAGUUUGCAUCUGUUGUUGUUUCAGCACUUAUUACUGACCCAACCUUUGAUGCCUCAACAUUUGAUUAUGACUGGCUUUCCAGUAAUGAUCAAGCUAAUUAUGUUUCUGUCAAAGCAUCCACAUCUAUUGUCAAUAAUAAUAAGAUUACUUUUACCAAUCUUGCAUCUCAACUCCUUCCAUCAAACUUUGCUGGUACCAAUCACACUGUUUUUUUCAAAGUAACAUACAAUAGAUAUAGUGGCGACUCCAAUUCAUUUAGUGCUUAUUUCACAGUUGUCAUCAGUACAAAGGCCUAUGCCCCAACUAUUGCUCUAACUAGAUUCCCAUUUAGCAGUUAUUUGUCAACAACAAGAGCAACAAGUCUUUCAGCUGUUUUGACCUUCACUGAAACUAUUCCUUCAGAUUUGGUUAUUAGUUACUUGUGGACCUGUGAUAAAUUUACUAUUACAGAUGCCACACAAGCUGCUUUAAUUAUCUAUCCAGCUCAAUUGACCAUUGAUACUUCAUACCAAUUCUCCCUGACUGUCACUGUAUCAUACAAGGGAGAUGUUAACACAUAUGUUUCUACUUUAAAUAUCAAAACUCCACCUGCUUUACCAACAUAUUCUGUUAAUACUCAAAUACUCAGCAUUUCUCCAAGCGAUGGUAGUGGUGUUGCUCUCCUCACCUCUCACAAUAUCACAGUUGCUCCUCUUCCAGUUUCUGAUACUAGAAUUCUCAAGUAUACUGUCAGAUAUUCUUUCAAUGCAAGUGAUGCUGCAUCCUUUAAAGAUUUAUUAUCUCUCAGUUCAACAAUUUUGAAUGAUAGUGCUUAUCUUCCAUAUGGUACUAUGACACUUCAAAUCUACAUUGAAGACGAAUAUGGAAACAAAUUGACAGCUGGCAACUUGGCUGUUUCAACUCAAAAUAUUGACUUUAGUUCACUUGCUAAUAUUAUUAACACAAGAGAUUUGUCUUUGAAUCAAAUUGAAACUACAGCAACAACACUCAAUUCUGCUGCUGACCAAGAUACUAAAUCCCUAAGAGAAAAACUUUCAGAAAUUCUUAUAGCCAAACUUAAUGGUCAAUCUUCUUCGACAAGUCAAGCUAUUUUGAGUAUUUCUCAAAAACCUUCAGAUAUCACUGCUAAAACUUCUCAACUCCUUGUUUCUGGUGUUACAACUUUGGGAGGUAAUCUCAGAUCAAUUUAUGCAGCAGGUGGUGAAGCAGAUAAAAUAGCUAGUGCCUUGACUGGUUCAUUGUCAAACAUUGUUGACAACAAGAAUAUUACUACAAAUGAAACCAAUAAGGAUAUUACCAAUUCUUUGGCUUCUAUCUCAAGAGAACUUGCCAAGAUUUUACUUCCAUCCCAAACCUUGUCAAUCAGCUCUAAUAAUUUCAAUAUCCUUGUUUUUGGAUCUUCCUCUACAAAAUCCAGUAAUUAUACUAUUGAAGGAUCAUCAAUUGGUACUCCUGACAACUUUGAUGAAUAUCUUUCUGGUGCCACUUCAUCACUUAACUCUGCCUCUAAGGCCUAUGGUGUUGAACUUGUCUACUACAAAUCUUCAUUGUUUGAAUCAGUUGGAAAAGCCUCUAACAGUACAAGAUCUAGUAAUAUUUUAUCAUUUGUUGUUAGUGCCUCCACAUCAUUUGGUAGUGAAAGUAGAUCGACAGUUUCUAUCAAGGGAUUGACGAAACCUUUGGUGUUUACAUUUACUGUAGCUAAUGGUUCUACAAAUGGAUUCGAAUGUAAAUUUAUUGACGAAAUUAAUAAUUAUUGGAGUACAGAUGGUUGUUCCUCUUUGAUCCUCAAUGACAACACUGUACAAUGUUCAUGCAAUCACGCAACUAAAUUCUCUACAUUCAGAUUAUUUACUCAAGUUGUAUCCCAAGAAGAAUAUCUUGGAAGUACUGGUAUUAGAAUUGUCAAUGUUAUUUUUGGUGCUAUUUAUUUCUGUCUAGCUGCUUUGGUGUUCAUUGCUUUGAUUAUUCUCAGAAACAUCAAUCCUGUAAGAUCAAGAUACAUUGGUCCUUACAUUGGUUUGAUUGCAAUUAUGGUUGACUCAUUGAUCAUUUCAUUCAUCCAAAAUAUUGUAGUUUUAUCUUUGGAUAAGGGUAUAUCCAAUUCAACUGCCGAUAUUGCCAAUAUUAGAAGAAUCAGCGACGGUUUUAACUAUUUCAAUGUAAUCCUUGUCAUUCCUCUUUACUUGACCGCUUUCUUCACUUUCUUGGUCCAAAUUGUUAGAUACUUUAUCAAGAGACACAUGUAUGAAUUCAUGUCAAAUAAGGUUCUUUUCAAUGCUCAAAUUUAUAGAGCUAUUACUUCCAAGAUUGCCUUUUGGGUUACCUUGCUUUCUUCUUUGGCAAUAAUUAUGGCUUAUUACACCAUUUGGGUUGGUUUGGGAGGAGGAAAUGUUUUCGUUGUUAGUACAAACACUGCUCAACAAGAUAAGGAAAGAAUGACAUUUACAUAUAUUACUUCCCUUUCCUACUUUGGUCUUGCAUGGAUAAUUGCUAUCUGUAUGGUUGUUAUUGCAGCUUGGGAUCUUUUCUACAUGAAUCGCCAUUUAUUCACUUCAUGUUGUUAUUCUCAAGAAGAUUUGUUGAAGAAAUCCUCUAGCAAUCUUAAUCAAACUAGAAAUAGAGUUGAAAAACUUCUCAAUAUGUUAUCUAGAACAAAGAAACAAAAAGUUCAACUUGGAAAGUCUGCAUGGUUGACUGUCCCUCAAGUUUACUACUUUACCGAUGACAAUUUAUAUUUCAGAUUGGAAAUUCACGUCUUUAUUACAGCCUUUGUUUUCCUCACCAUCAACUAUCUUGCUGGUAUUGCUGAUAUUUCAGUAAUUUCAGUUGGAUUAACCAAUGCUGGAUCCCGUUUGGCUCCUCAAAUUGUUUCCCUAAUUGCUGGUAUUCUCUACACAUUCUGUUUGAUUGCUGCUUUUGGUGGUGUGAUUGUUGUCUCUUACCUUACUGAAAGACGUAGAAAGCAGUACCAUAAGGAUGUAGCUCCUCAAUCAAAGAUGGAUGAAGAUGAAUUGAACAUUGUAUUGAGUGAUAGAUUUGGUAAACCAUUGUUUGUUGAAUUCUGUCAAAAAGAAUUCUCACUUGAAAAUGUUUAUUUCUAUGAUGCAAUUACUGAUUUCCUUAGAAGUGCUGAUUCUAAAUCAGAUGCAGAUGUUAAGAAUUCCAUUUCUGACAUGUUUGAAAAGUAUAUCAAGACUGGUUCUGAAUAUGAAGUCAACUUGCCUAGCGCCUCAAAGAAGGCCUUUAUCACAACACACGAGUGUUCACAACCAUCCUCCAAGAUGGUUAAGGAUAUGUUGGACAAUGUAAUGAUUUCAGUCAUGUACAAUUUGAAGGAUACUUACAGUAGAUUCUCAAUGACUGAAGAAUACAAGCUCUACCAACAAAGUAGAGACAACAUCAGUAUGUUGGAAAACAACUUCUUGUAA